AUGUUUCGCGCGCAGACCAACGCCUUCGACGAUGCUGUACUCAAGGCCACCGACGAGAACCUGACGAGUGAGAACUGGGAAUACAUACUCGAUGUAUGCGACAAAGUGGGCGCUUCCGACACGGGCGCCAAAGAUGCUGUCGCUGCUAUGAUCAAGCGACUCGCUCAUCGGAACGCAAACGUCCAGCUAUACACGCUCGAGCUCGCGAACGCACUCAGCCAAAAUUGCGGGAUACAAAUGCAUAAGGAGCUCUCUUCACGGAGCUUCACCGAUGCGCUUCUCAGACUCGCAGCAGAUCGCAACACACACCAGCAAGUGAAGGCCAAGAUCCUCGAGCGCAUGUCAGAGUGGUCGGAUAUGUUCGCCAGAGAUCCAGAUCUCGGCAUCAUGCAGGGGGCCUACGAGAGGUUGAAGUCGCAGAACCCAAACCUGCGCCCUCCUUCGAAGCCGCAAAAGACCCAAAUCACCGACGUGGAUCGCCAGAAGGAAGAGGAGGAGCUCCAGAUGGCACUUGCCAUGUCGAUACGGGAGUCGAAAGGUGCAGCACCGUCGUCAUCCAAGUCAAACGCCCCGCAGGAUUCGACAGGAACCGAAGGCUCUCAGGCUGAUGCGCCAGCCCAACCGGUCCCCGCAGGCACGACUGCAGCAACCGUGUCACGAGUACGUGCGCUCUACGACUUCCAGCCGUCAGAACCAGGAGAGUUGCAGUUCAGAAAGGGCGAUGUCAUCGCGGUGCUCGAGUCAGUAUACAAGGACUGGUGGAAAGGCUCACUGCGCGGCCAGACCGGUAUCUUCCCGUUGAACUACGUGGAAAAGCUACAGGACCCCACGCCACAAGAGCUGGAGCGGGAGGCGCAGAUGGAGGCAGAAGUUUUUGCACAGAUCAGGAAUGUGGAGAAACUGCUCGCGUUGCUGAGUACCACGUCGCAAAGUGGAGGUGAUGCGAGAGAGAACGAGGAAGUCACGGAGCUGUAUCACUCGACACUGUCCAUUCGACCGAAGCUGAUUGAGCUCAUUCAGAAGUAUUCGCAAAAGAAGGACGAUUUCACACAGUUGAACGAGAAGUUCAUCAAGGCGCGACGAGACUAUGAGUCCCUGCUUGAGGCAUCGAUGGCACAACCCCAGCAACCUUAUGGCGGUCGUCCAUAUGGUGGGUACAAUGCCCCUCCCGCAGCUGCCUACGGUGGCUAUCCUCCGACAUCACCUCCACCGCCGCACUAUGGCGGUGCACCUCCGGCGUCCCAACCCCCCCCUUCACAAUACCCCCCUUCAGCCUCGAACCCCGCAUUUUUCAUGGUGUCCCCCGGGCAACAGCGCCCCCAGCAGCCGACCCCGAAGCCUGAGCCACCCGCAGACGCAUACCCUCAGCAAGGACGAAUUCCCUCUGGAGGCCGUCCACAGAGCUUUGCGCCGCAAGAGCUGAGUACUGGACACUAUGACUCUCCCGUCGACAAACGCCAUUCUUUUGCUCCGCCACAGGGUGCCCCCUCAGCACCACCGCAAGACUACGCAUACCCACCUUCGCAAUCGCAGCCGCCGCAAGCACCGCCUGGAUACCCGCCCAACACGAACGCACCGUCAGCUCCGCAGAACCCGUACGACCAAGUGGCGUCUCCGUAUCCACCAGGCCAGGCACCUCCACCACAGACGCAAUCGCCAUCCGACCCGUACACACAGCCGCCGCCGCCGCAACAACAGCCUGGCUUUGGCUACCCGCCGCAACAGCCCAAUCACGCACCCCCUGCUCCGCCGGGAGCGACUGGCAGCCCGCCACCGCAGCAGAGUUACCUCCCAUACAGACCCGGCGGCCAAGCACCAAGCGCGCCGCCUGCUGGCGGCGACGAGGGGUUCUAUCGGUAG
Messenger RNA from Paraphaeosphaeria sporulosa, 1860 nucleotides. RefSeq lists its product as uncharacterized. Gene Ontology annotation, cellular component: ESCRT-0 complex. Gene Ontology annotation, biological process: protein transport to vacuole involved in ubiquitin-dependent protein catabolic process via the multivesicular body sorting pathway. The coding region runs from base 1 to 1860 and encodes 619 amino acids. NCBI's taxonomy places the organism in Eukaryota, Fungi, Ascomycota, Dothideomycetes, Pleosporales, Didymosphaeriaceae. Gene Ontology annotation, molecular function: ubiquitin binding; phosphatidylinositol binding. The transcript has 4 exons. The record is from RefSeq and is a predicted model, not a curated record.